Messenger RNA from Cercopithifilaria johnstoni, 1984 nucleotides. The record is from the annotation of a GenBank genome assembly. Lineage: Eukaryota; Metazoa; Nematoda; Chromadorea; Rhabditida; Onchocercidae.
UUAUCAAGUACCAGUUGGUCAAAGCGCUGGUUGUGGUGCGGGUAGUUGUGGUAGUGGUGGUGGUAGCUAUGCAAAACCAUCACCACAAAUACCACCAGCACCACCAAGCAUUGGAGCAGGUGGCGCUUAUUUGCAACAACCAUACGCUCCUAUCAGUAGUGGAGGAGGAUUUCCUGCUAGUGCUGGCGCAUUCUAUCAAACUGCUCAAAUUAGUCCUCCUGGUGCUGGCGCAGCUUAUCAACCUGCUCAAUUUAAUCCUCCUAGUGGUGGCGCAGCUUAUCAACCUGCUCAAAUUAACCCUCCUAGUGGUGGCGCAGCUUAUCAACCUGCUCAAAUUAACCCUCCUAGUGGUGGCGCACUCUAUCAACCUGCUCAAGUGAAUCCUCCUAGUGGUGGCGGUCUUUAUUCAGGUGGUGAUAGAGGAGCAGUUGGUAAUAUUCCUAACGAAUAUGGUUCAGGUAUUGAUAAUAGUGCAAAAGAAAUACCUCCAGCAAAUAUUGCUCCACCGUCACCAGAACUACCACAACCACUUCCAGAACAGCAAAGCUAUGUUGAUAAGUCGAUGAUUAGUAGAGAAUUGUUGAUGCCUGUUGCUUCACUGGUUGACGACAGUCAUGCUACUGAAGCAAAACAAGAUUUGAAAUCGAAUCAACAACCAAUUGGUGAAAAUGCUUAUGAGGAUGUUAGCGAUAACGAAGUUGUACCACAACAAUCACAACAACAACCGCAACAACAAGAGCAACAACAACAACCGCAACAACAAGAACAACAACAACCGCAACAACUAGAACAACAACCGCAGCAGCAACAUCAACAACAACAAUCGCAACAAUACGAACAACAACCGCAACAACAACAACAACCGCAACACCAAGAACAACAACAACAACCGCAACACCAAGAACAACAACAGCAACCGCAACAACAACAACAAUCGCAACAAUACGAACAACAACCGCAACAACAACAACAACAAUCGCAACAAUAUGAACAACAACCGCAACAACAACAGCCGCAACAACAAGAACAACAGCAACAACCGCAACAACAGGAACAACAACAACAACCGCAACAAUACGAACAACAACCGCAACAACCGCAGCACCAAGAACAACAACAACAACCGCAACACCAAGAACAACAACAGCAACCGCAACACCAUGAACAACAACAACAGCAACAAUACGAACAACAACAAUCGCAACAACAACAGCAAUCGCAACAAUACGAACAGCAACCGCAACAACAACAACAACAACAACAACCGCAACAACAAGAACAACAACAACAACAACAACAAUACGACCAACAACCACAACAGCAACAACAACAACAACCGCACCAACAAGAACAACCGCACCAACAAGAGCAACAGCAACAAUACGAGCAACAACAAGCGAGUGCAGAGAAAGAUCAAGCGAAUGCUUAUGGAAGUGAUAAGGAUAAUGAUAAUAUAGCACCUGCAACAACUGAGAGCAGCGCAAUGCUGAAUAAAUAUGAGCAACUUGGAUCCGGAACUUCACAUAAUGAAGGAGCAAGUUACGAAAAUAAAGUUAGUUCUCAAGGUGAAAUUUCUACACAGCAACCAGGAGCAGAAUCAACCAUUUCGGUAACUAUGCAAUCAUUUGAGUUCAAACCAAUGGAAUCUAAAAAGCUAGAAGAAGAAAAGAGUGAUAAAGGAGCUGAAAUAAUUAACGGAUACGAUGGAAACAGUGAAAAUACACUGAUCGAAUCACGAAGUAUUGAAAUAGAUGAUUCAACAUGUAAUGAUCCAUCUUUAAAAGCUAUUGUUGAGGCAUCACUAAGCGAGCAUCGUGAUAAUUUGGAUGCAGCACGAAGUAUCGAAAGUAAAGCAUCGAGACAUUUUCGUGGACGAUUUAAUUCUAUUGUUUCUGAUUCCGAAUUUGCAUAUGUAAAUUGGUAUGGUAAACGUAAUUGCCAAUUACAACUUAAUGGAAGGCAUUCAUUGACAUGGGAGGAUUAA